Messenger RNA from Gastrolobium bilobum, 3209 nucleotides. RefSeq lists its product as uncharacterized. Gene Ontology annotation, molecular function: DNA helicase activity. The record is from RefSeq and is a predicted model, not a curated record. The transcript has 6 exons. Lineage: Eukaryota; Viridiplantae; Streptophyta; Magnoliopsida; Fabales; Fabaceae. Gene Ontology annotation, biological process: telomere maintenance; DNA repair. The annotation marks the transcript as partial.
AUGUGUGCAGCUUGGAAUCGCUUCAAAGAUCUAAUGAGGAGGUGUCCUCAUUACCCUAUGACCAAUGGUGAUCAGGUCCGGAUCUUCUUCAACGGUUGUAAACCGGCAAUCCGGAUGGUCCUGAAUGGUGCAGCAGGUGGUAGCAUCAAAUCGAUGAGAGCAAAUGAGACUCUUGCAUUGAUUGAAAGAAUGGCUGCCAAUGAAAAUGAAGGGUUGCCAUCUAAGUCUAAGAGAGGUAUUCUUCACCUGGACAAUAAUGAUGCAGUGCUAGCUGAAAAUAAAUUGUUAUCACAGCAAAUGGCAAAUCUAACAUCGAGGCUUGACAAGAUGCAACUCUCUAGUGUCCAAGCCCAAGCUGCUUCAGUAGUUUGUGAGUACUGCAAGGGUGACCAUGAAUCCAAUGACUGUUCAUCUAUAUUAUCUUCUGACUCCCCUCAACAAGUGCAGGCGAAUGGGGUAUGGUAUGAUCAAAGAUCUCCGCCACGAAACAGUCCGAGGAAUCAGAAUUUCCCUUCUGGAAAUACCAAUUUUCAGAGGAGAGGUCAAGGAGGUGGUCUUGAUUAUAGUUCUAACAAUUAUCUACAGCCUCCACCAAUUCCAGCUAAGGAACCCUCUAAUUUGGAGAAGCUAGUGGGACAGAUGGCUCAACACUCCAAUGCCUUCAUGGAAGAGACAAGGGCCAAUAUACCAAGAACACACAGGGCCAUACAGCUGAACCUUGAAGAUCGACCUGAUAUUCUAUGCAGAGUCUUCAAGUUCAAAUUGGAUCAGUUGCUACAUGAUUUAAAAAAGGAAAAUAUUCUUGGCAGAGUCAUUGCAUAUGUUUGUACAAUCGAAUUUCAAAAGCGCGGACUACCUCAUGCUCAUAUUCUUCUAUUCUUGAACCCUUCAAGCAAAGCUGAAAGUGCUCUUGAUAUUGAUAAAUUGAUUUUAGCGGAGAUACCUGACAAGGAAACGAAUCCUACGCUGUUUAUGGUUGUCACGAGUUACAUGAUACAUGGUCCAUGUGGUCCUGAAAAUUACAAAUCUCCUUGCAUGAAGGACGGACGGUGUUCAAAAAAAUUUCCAAAAAACUUCUACUCCCGUACUUUGAUUGACGAUGAUGGAUUUCCUCAUUAUAAGAGAAGAAAUGAUGGGAGAGUUGUGAACAAAAAUGGUGUUGAACUUGAUAAUCGUUAUGUUGUGCCCUAUAAUGCACACCUUCUUUUAAAGUACCAGGCUCAUAUCAACGUUGAAUAUACUUGCCAGAGAAGUGCCAUUAAAUAUCUUUUUAAAUACAUCCACAAAGGGAAUGACAGAGUGACAGCUGCCAUAAAUCAUUCGGACGAUGAAAUAAAAAUGUUUUAUGACUGCAGGUAUGUCUCCGCAUGUGAAGCAGCUUGGAGAAUAUUUGGAUUUGACAUUCAUUCGAGAUAUCCCUCUGUUCAGAGAUUGCCAUUUCACUUGCCUAAUGAAAAGAACAUUAUUUUCAGUGAUAAUGAUUCGUUGUAUGAUGUAAAGACAAGGGCGGAGUCUAGACUGUCAAUUUUUGAGUCUUGGAUGGAUGGAAAUAAAAAAUAUCCAGGAGGACUUCUGGAUGAUAACAAUGAGUACAUUGAUGCAAUUAAGGAGGCAAGUUCCUGGGGAUUUGCUGCUUAUCUUAGAUGUCUGUUUGCUCUGUUGUUAUUUGCCAACUCAAUGAACAGACCUGAAAAAGUUUGGGAAAAGUGUUGGAAAUUUUUAUCCGACGACGUUGUUUAUCGGCAUAGGAAAAGAAUAGGACGUCAAGAUGCAAUUCUUACAGAAGAGUCUAUAAAAAACAUAACUCUUGAAGAAAUUGAUAAGGUACUGCAGAGCAAUGGGAAAUGCCUCUCUGAUUAUCCGUCAAUGCCACGCAUCAAUAGUGAAACUUUGCUUGAUAUGCAAAAUCGAUUAGUGUUGGAUGAAUUAAUGUAUGACAGAUUUGCUUUGGAAGAGGAGCAUAAAAGACUAAUUAAUUCCCUCACUGAUGAGCAGAAAGCUGUUUAUGAUAAAAUUGUUUCAGCAGUUACGGCAGGUAAUGGAGGGUUAUUUUUCCUAUACGGGUUCGGUGGUACAGGAAAAACAUUUAUUUGGAAUACUCUUUCAGCAUCUAUUAGAUCAAAAGUUGGAAUCGUACUUAAUGUUGCUUCUAGCGGAAUUGCUUCCCUUCUGCUUCCUGGAGGACGAACAGCGCAUUCUAGAUUUCGUAUUCCUAUUCAAAUCAAUGAAGAUUCAACGUGUAAUAUAAGGCCGAAAUCUACUAUAGCUGAGUUGCUGUCAAAAACAAAGUUAAUCAUUUGGGAAGAAGCUCCAAUGGUACAUAGAUUUUGCUUUGAGGCUCUGGAUAGGACACUGAGAGAUGUUCUUAGAAUUUCUGAUUCAAGCUGUGUUGAUAUGCCAUUUGGUGGAAAAGUUGUUAUUCUAGGAGGUGACUUUCAGCAAAUAUUACCUGUCAUUCCUCAUGGCAGCAGACAAGAUAUAGUUCAUGCAACCAUCAAUUCUUCUCAUCUAUGGUCCCAUUGUCAUUUAUUAACUUUGACCAAGAACAUGCGUCUUAAUUCUGGAAGUAGCGCUCACAAUUUAGAGGAAAUAAAAGAAUUUUCUGAGUGGCUACUUAAAGUUGGGGAUGGUAAUCUUGGAGAUGAUGUUGAUGGAGAAUCUAUUAUAACAAUUCCAGAUGAAUUGUUGAUUAGAGAAUCGGAAGAUCCGCUGUCGGAUAUGGUUAAUUUUGUUUAUCCGAAUCUCUUGGAUAAUAUUUUGGAUCAGACCUUCUUUAAAGAACGUGUUAUUCUAACUCCUAAAUUGUCCGAUGUUGCUAUGCUAAACGAGCACCUAAUGUCUAUGAUUCCUGUUGAAGAAAGGACUUUUUUGAGUUCAGAUAAAAUUCUUAAGCAAGGUGGGACUUCCUCUGUUGAGGAUGAUGAAAUCACCCCUGAGAUCUUAAAUACAUUAUCAUGCUCAGGGAUUCCUGAUAAUAAAUUAAUCUUGAAAGUUAAAGUUCCAGUAAUGCUAUUAAGAAAUAUUGAUCAGUCGAGAGGUUUAUGCAAUGACACGAGAUUGCUUAUUACAAAAUUAGGGAAUCAUGUUGUUGAGGCAAUUGUACUUACAGGAAGCAAUAUAAGGAAAAUUGCCAUGACUAUCAACAAGAGUCAAGGACAAUCACUUUCACAUGUUGCAAUUUAUCUCCCUAAGCCUAUCUUCACUCAUGG